Messenger RNA from Ectocarpus siliculosus, 1659 nucleotides. NCBI's taxonomy places the organism in Eukaryota, Phaeophyceae, Ectocarpales, Ectocarpaceae. The record is from the annotation of a GenBank genome assembly.
AUGUCGCCGGCCACCCGGGCGGGUUUGAGCCCCAAUGGAAGCCCCAAGCCCAAGCAAGGGGAGCUGUCGGCUCUCCAGGCCGCGGCGCAGAGGGAAAUCGCCGCCGCCGCCGGAGCGGGGGCGGUGGACGCGUCGACGGGGGUGGCGGUAGGGCACGUGUCGAACUACUUGUCUCUGCGGCUGGACCGGCCCCUGGAGGGGUGCCAGCUGCGCCCGCGGGUGUACGUGUACUCGAAGCUCAUGACCACGACGGGGGUGGCGAACAAGGCCUACAGCAACACGGACCACCGCUUCCAGUACACGUGGAGUCGAGGGCCAGAGCGACAGGUCUGCGCUAACGCGAGCUGUCCGCGAGCCAACAGCUUCAGCCCGUUGGAGUGGUCCAAGUGGGCUCUGCAGGGAACCCGCAUCCAGUGCGUCCCGUGCCACAAGCUCAGGGUCCCGCGCCACCGCUCGGUGUUCUGCAACGUGACGUGUUUCAAGGAGGCCUGGCAGAGCCACCGGCAGCACCACGAGCACGUCCGGCGGCAGCAGGCGCUGGCCACGGGGAAGGAGCAGCCACCAGCGGCCUCGGAGUUUUCCCUGAGCCCGAAGAAGGCGGUAGUCGUUGCCGGAGCAGGGGGGGAAGGGGAAGGGGGGGAGGACUUGCUCAAGCCGGAGGAGGAGGAGGAUGUCCCCAUCAACGCGCAAGUGAUGGACGAGGAGGAAGAGUGGACGAAGAUCUCUGCGGACAGCCUGUACACGCCGAAGGAGGAAGACGUGGGGCACUGCCUCCGCCUGGAGUGCCGGGCGGUGUUGCCCACGGGGGAGGAGGUCUGCACUCCCAGGAUGAUCACCACGGAGCCUGUGCUUUCAACACCGCCGCUACCGCCACGGCGAUCGUUGGUGACGGUCAAGGGGGUUGGGAGCGGGGGGGGGGUACGGUUUCGGCUGUGCUCGUACAACCUGCUGGCGGAGAUUUACGCGACGCAGCAGGCUUACCCGUAUUGCGACUUCUGGGCGUUGUCGUGGGGGUACCGCAAGACCAACCUGCUGCGGGAGCUGCUGGAAGCGGGCGCCGACGUACUGUGCUUGCAGGAGGUGCAGUCGGACGCGUACCAGCAGUUCUUUCAGCCCCACCUUUCGGAGAAGGGGUACGACGGUCUGUACAAGGCCAAGACGAGGGAAGGGGCCAUGGGGAAGGUGGACGGGUGCGCCAUCUUCUGGCGGCGGGCGAAAUUCCGGCUGUCGGAGAACUACACGGUCUCGUUCAACGAGUGCGCGAGACGGGCCGUUGCGGCGAUGCCGGGCCUACCCCAGGAGGAGGGGCACCACUUCCUCAUGCGAGUCAGCAAGGACAACGUGGCACAGGUGGCGGUGUUGGAGGUGCUCCAGCGACCGCGGGGGCGGCAGGUCCCGGCGGCGGCGGCGCAGCUGUGCGUGGCCAACACGCACCUCUACUCCAACCCGGAGCUGCCGGACGUGAAGCUUUGGCAGUGCAACGCGCUCCUCCAGGAGCUGGAGGGCUUCGUGCACAGCCGACAGCUGCCGCUGCUGGUUUGGUUGUUGCCUUGCGUGGCGCCGGAAUGUGAUUCGUUUAGUUUUGUAUCGUCGUGCUUGUGCUGCCUCACAUGGUGCUCAAGCAGCGAUUGUUCGGUUGCGGUAGGCAUGUCGUUGUGA